Fusarium mangiferae is the source of this 1071-nucleotide messenger RNA. RefSeq lists its product as uncharacterized. Lineage: Eukaryota; Fungi; Ascomycota; Sordariomycetes; Hypocreales; Nectriaceae. Gene Ontology annotation, biological process: cellular response to starvation; regulation of autophagy; positive regulation of TOR signaling. Gene Ontology annotation, cellular component: Gtr1-Gtr2 GTPase complex; fungal-type vacuole membrane; nucleus. Gene Ontology annotation, molecular function: GTPase activity; GTP binding. Bases 1 to 1071 code for a protein of 356 amino acids. The transcript has 2 exons. The record is from RefSeq and is a predicted model, not a curated record.
AUGGCCUCCUAUAUCGACACCUCCCUCGCCGAGGCCCAGCCCGCCCCCGAACUCCUCGGUGAAGUCAAGAAGCCCAAGAAGAAAAAGGUGCUGCUCAUGGGAAAGUCCGGCUCCGGCAAGUCGAGCAUGAGGAGCAUUAUCUUUAGCAACUACAUUGCCCGCGAUACACGAAGACUGGGCGCAACUAUCGAUAUCGAUCUUUCGCACGUCAAGUUCCUCGGAAACCUCACCCUCAACCUCUGGGACUGCGGUGGUCAAGAGGCCUUUAUGGAGAACUAUCUCUCGCAACAGCGCGUCCACGUCUUUUCCAACGUCGGUGUGCUGAUCUACGUCUUCGACAUUGAAUCCCGCGACGUCGACCGCGAUCUCGCAACCUACGUCUCCAUCCUCUCCGCCUUGCUUCAAUACUCUCCCGCCGCAAAGAUCUACAUCCUCAUUCACAAGAUGGAUCUCGUCGUCCCUACGGCACGUGAGUCCGUUUACGACGAGCGCAUUCGGGUUGUGCGGCAGAAGACCUUUGAGUAUGCGAAUUCAGUCGGUAUUGCUGCGUCGUCGAUUGAGCUCACGCCGUUUGCGACGUCGAUUUGGGAUCAGAGCUUGUAUAAAGCGUGGGCGUCGAUUAUUCACGAUCUUGUGCCUAACCUCUCCGUCAUUGAGCGAAAUCUCGCAAACCUGGGCCUUGCCAUCGAAGCUGAAGAGUUGUUGCUAUUCGAGCGCACAUCGUUCCUUGCCGUAUCAUCCUGGACAUCAUCUGAAGGCCAACGCAACCCAACUGAGGAUCGACUAGAGCGCAUAUCCAACAUCAUGAAGCAUUUCAAGCAGAGUAUUUCGCGCUUCACCGGUACGCCGCGCAAUGCCGAGCAGUUUAUUCGCAUGGAACACAAGGCCGGCAACCGAUUCAGUUUGUUUAUUCUCAAGUUCACGACGAACACGUAUCUCAUGGUUGUUCUUCCACCUGGAGAGGCUCGGUUCAACGCUGCUAUGCUCAAUUGUCAGAUUGCCAUUGAGCACUUCAGAUUUCUGGAUGGCCCCGCAACUCCAGCUCCCAACACCGCCACUGCUGCCGCCUAA